Molecule: messenger RNA, 1547 nt
Organism: Erythranthe guttata (spotted monkey flower)
Lineage: Eukaryota; Viridiplantae; Streptophyta; Magnoliopsida; Lamiales; Phrymaceae
Product: Sec14p-like phosphatidylinositol transfer family protein
Molecular function (GO): phosphatidylinositol transfer activity
Source: RefSeq, a predicted model, not a curated record
UGCAACAAUUUAAAAAAAAAAAUAGUAAUAAAAAAAAUAUCUUUGUCUAAAUUAGGGAAAGCAAUUGAAAUGUGGUGUUAAUUUGCAGAGUUUUCCACGUGGACUGAUCAUUUUUGUUAAUAAAUAUAAUAAUAAAUGUAUAAAAUUCGUCAAAAAGACAAAAACAAUGGCUGACUGGCAGCUCUCUUCUCAGCUUUUUUUUCUUUCUUUUUUUAUAGAAGGCAGCCCUAUUUGAUGGUUGACCUUAAUUAAUCUCUGUUACAUUUUGCAUUUUCUGGGUAGAGAUUGUUAAAGCAUCCUCAAAACCCACUUAAAUUCAUUGUUUAAACCAAGGCAACCUUCUUAAUCAGAGUCCUCAUUGCUCGUAUCAAAAUCACUUAAAGCAAAACAUAAUUAGUAGUAGGACUUAUGAGUACCGGGCCGAACAAAUCCAAUUUCGAUGGCUCCGAAAAUUCGUUGCCUCAAGAAUUACAGCAGGAAAUGAUUAAUGAGGUGAGAAAGUUAAUCGGGCCGCAAUCUGGAAAAUUGGCAGUGUAUUGUACCGAUGCAUCGAUUGCACGGUACUUGAGAGCACGAAACUGGCACGUCAAAAAGGCUGUUAAAAUGCUUAAUGCAACUCUGAAAUGGAGAACGGACUACAAGCCUGAUGAAAUACGUUGGGACGAUAUUGCAAUGGAAGCAGAAACGGGAAAGAUUUAUAGAUCCAAUUACAAAGAUAAAUAUGGAAGGCCUGUUCUCGUCAUGCGACCUAGCUGCCAGAACUCGAAGUCGAUAAAAGGGCAAAUUAAGUAUUUGGUUUAUUGCAUGGAGAAUGCAAUUUUAAAUCUGCCAGAAAGCCAAGAGCAAAUGGUGUGGUUGAUCGAUUUCCACGGUUUCAAUUUGUCGCAUAUAUCAAUUAAAGUAACACGAGAAACGGCUCAUGUGCUGCAAGAGCAUUAUCCAGAGAGGCUAGGCAUUGCAAUCCUGUACAAUCCACCUAAAAUAUUCGAACCGUUUUAUAUGUUAGGCAGGCCGUUUCUAGAGGCUAAAACGGCCAACAAAGUGAAAUUCGCUUACUCGGAUGAUGUCAACACAACCAAGAUGAUGUCAGAAUUGUUCGACAUGGAAUUUGUGGAAUCUGCAUUUGGCGGAAAAGACAUUGCCGAUUUUGAUAUCGAAAAGUACGCUGAGAGAAUGAGAGAGGACGAUAAAAAGACCCCACAAUUUUGGAAAAACGGUUAUAUUACUGAAUCGCCACUGCCUUUAGAAAAAUCGAACUCAGAUGCGGAUUCAGAUGAACAAGCAAAGAGGGCUGAGGAGAACGAAGAAGAACAACAAGAUGACGAUGCCACGUCAUCUGUCGAGUCUCUGUCUGUCAAAAACUAACUUCUUGAAAAAAAAUGUUUUUUUCUUCUUUUCUUUUAUGAAUUUCGAAAUAAUGAAUUGUUUCAUUGUGAAAUUUCUGUCUAUUGUAUGCUUAAUAUUAAAUGUAUUUUUAAUUAGCUGGAACCAUUUGAGAAGAGUUAAUAAUUGAGUUUUUACUCUGCCGAUGAAUUGAUCGUUAUCGA